Molecule: messenger RNA, 6247 nt
Organism: Orcinus orca (killer whale)
Lineage: Eukaryota; Metazoa; Chordata; Mammalia; Artiodactyla; Delphinidae
Gene: PMS1
Product: PMS1 homolog 1, mismatch repair system component
Exons: 8
Coding region: 268-1089 (273 amino acids)
Biological process (GO): mismatch repair
Cellular component (GO): MutLalpha complex
Molecular function (GO): ATP hydrolysis activity; ATP binding; mismatched DNA binding
Source: RefSeq, a predicted model, not a curated record
GCUCGGUGCCUGCCCCGCCCCGCGUAAGUUGUGGGUGAGUCGGGGAUCCGCCAGGCCGGGCCUGGGCUCCGGGUGGCACGCUGGCUGGUCUGCUAGUGGAUUGUUGUUGCCCACCUCGCGCGAGCAAGAAGGUACACUGUUAGCCUUAACUGAAUUUCCUGAUCGUCAGCACUCUUUCAGUAGUGUUUGAUUUACCUCUCAGCAAAUAUAGAAGACUGAUUCCUGGCAUUCUUAGACAUUCUUUGCUCUACUCUGCUAAAAGCUAGAAUGAAACAGCUGCCGGCAGCAACAAUUCGCCUCCUUUCCAGUUCUCAAAUAAUCACUUCAGUGGUCAGUGUCGUAAAAGAGCUCAUUGAAAACUCCUUGGAUGCUGGUGCCACAAGCAUAGAUGUUAAACUGGAGAACUAUGGAUUUGAUAAGAUUGAGGUGCGAGACAAUGGUGAGGGUAUCAAGGCUAAUGAUGCGCCCGUGAUGGCAGUGAAGUACUAUACCUCAAAAAUAAGAGGUCAUGAAGAUCUUGAAAAUUUGACAACUUACGGUUUUCGUGGAGAAGCCUUGGGGUCCAUUUGUUGUGUAGCUGAGGUUUUAAUUACAACAAGGACUGCUGCUGAUAAUUUUAGCACCCAGUAUGUUUUAGAUGGCAGUGGCCACAUAAUUUCUCAAAAACCAUCACAUCUUGGUCAAGGUACAACUGUAACUGCUUUACGAUUGUUUAAGAAUCUACCUGUAAGAAAGCAAUUUUACUCAACUGCUAAAAAAUGUAAAGAGGAAAUAAAAAAGGUCCAAGAUCUCCUCAUAAACUAUGGUAUACUUAAACCUGAUGUAAGGAUUGUUUUUGUACAUAACAAGAGUCCUGCUGUUACUGCAAAAGCUGAAUUGGAGGGCUUCCCUGGUGGCGCAGUGGUUGAGAGUCCACCUGCUGAUGCAGGGGACACGGGUUUGUGCCCUGGUCCGGGAAGAUCCCACAUGCCGCGGAGCAGCUGGGCCCGUGAGCCAUGGCCGCUGAGCCUGUGCGUCCGGAGCCUGUGCUCCACAACGGGAGAGGCCACAACAGUGAGAGGCCUGCGUACCGCAAAAAAAAAAAAAUAGAGGUGAGGUCUAGCUCUUCAACCUUUCACCCCGUGCCUCAUCCCUAAAACACCAUGAGAACUAGUACCACCUAGUGGAGCAACGGAAGGGGAGGAGACAAGGGAUGUGCUUUAUUCCAUAUCUCUGACUACUCAUCUCUUCCUCUUUGGGGUUACCUGUAACUGAGGGAGGAAGAUUCCUUGUUAUCCUUCAUUCCCAGAAGCUCUUGAUCAUCAUCUCAGCAUGUAUCUCCUCAGGCUAUGUUGGUAAUAAUUAGCUGAUGGGAUGGGGAUAAAGCAAAUUUCCUCCUCUCUAGACCCCUAGAAAGGAGGCUAUGUGGGUAUCUAUUUUGGGGUCAAGGUAAGACUGUUGGGGAUUAUGAGGAUGUUUCUUUCCUAUGAUCUUUCUCACAUUUAGCAGCCAGUGUCUCUUGCAGCCUUUUAGCCGUUCACUUGUCUUUUGCAGCAAACAUGUUAUUCAGUAGGCAACGGGUGCCACCAUGUAAAGAAGCAGAAGAUGUAUUUCCUACUCAUAAGGAGCCUGUAAUUUAUUUUAAAAAGACGCAGUGGGUCUAAGUGCCUAAAAGCAUUGCUGGGUGCAGUGGAGGGGUUAGGAUAGUUUAUAUUUAUUUAUAGGAUCUCAUUUUAAGAACCCACAUGUUUUUCUCCUUUACUUCUGUACGAGAAGCAUUUAAACAUAUUCUUGAUUGUGAUCCAGAGUAUACACUUCUGAUAAAAAUCACAGUCAAAUUUUUUAUGCUCAUUUUUAUGCCGGUGUUUGUUGUGAAUCCUUGCAAGACUUUGAGAUGGAUGUGAUUCAAAUUAUUUUUGCUAUUAAAAUGUAUUUAAGGAGAGUAAGGCCAGACCAGGGCUGCUGUAACUAAAGAGGUCCUUUUGUGGUGCUCAAAUUAAUGGCUCAAGCACUGAAGGGUGAAAAUGAGGUCUGUGUCGCGUCCUUCUCUGCAGAUUGCUUGAUCGGUAGGAUCUGGGUUAAGAUUAUGAUGAAAGAUAGUUUUUUAAUGUCACCAGUAGGAAAGCUUGAACUGACAUUUAUGAAGCUUUACUCUCUUAUUUAGUAUGCCUACUCAGCCGAGUGAGAAUCAUGUUUUCCUUCCUCUCAGGAAGAACAUGGAGAAAUUAUGAAAGCAUUACAAUGUAGCCCUUAUCUGACAGUGGAAAUUCUAGCCGUGAUUCCAGGCUGCCUGACUUAACCCUUAAGACACAAGUAGCUUGUCACAUGAAUAUAUAAGAUAUACAAAAUGCUCUAAGUUUAGUAUUUCAGUGAAUAAAAUUGGCAUACGGAUGUCAUUGAUGUUACUGCUAAAGUUAAUUUUUAAUCAGAAUAGUCAUAAAUUGUAAUAGAGCAGUUUUAUUCUUUAUCAUUCCCAUGCUUUACAGUUACUAAAAGUUCUUAUACAAUCUCUUAAAAAUAGACAUUAUUUUGUCCCUUCAGAAUUCAUUUUAAAUAUCUUCUGCUGCAAGAAUCCUUUUCUGGCAAACUGCAUCUGACACUUAGCUCUUCCUUUUCUGAAUUGUUCUCAGAGUUAUGGACUAUGUUACACAGUUUAGCACUUAAUUGUUACCCAAUUAUUUUAUUUAACAAGUACUAGUUUUACUUCCUGACUUAGUUUUAACCCUUAAGUGCAAAGACCACACCUUACAGUUUUUGAAUUCUCCAAGAAGCAUGCACACAGGAAGAUAUACUGUAAAUGCUUGUUGUUUGAUUUCACAGUCCCUGCAAAAUGUACUAUAGUUGAUAUUUUCUAAUCAUUAAAGCUUUUGAAUAAUAGAGGAAGUUCUAUCUUAGAAGCUUAUAAAUAUGUGAAGGAAAGCUGAAAACUAAGUUUAAAAGUUGAAUCUUUAAUAUGUUAGCUUUUUCCCUAGGAUACCAUCCUGCCAUCCAUUGCACAUUUGUAAAAACAGCAGUGUGUUUUAAUCAUUUACUUAUGUCCCCACCUCAUUCUGCAAAUUAUUUGAGACAGCUUACCAAAAUAUGCAGUAAGCUGGAAACCAUAAAGUGCUCAGGCUUGAAUUAGACUAUCUUGUAUUCCAGCUCCCCUCCCUAUAAGCUCUGUGUCCUUUAGGCAAGCUGCUUAAUCACUUUAAGCCUCUUAGACUUUUGUGCCACAGAAUAGGCUAAUGAGUACUAAAUAAACUAUUCUAUGCAAAGUAUAUAGCAUAUUACCUGGCACAUAGUUAGCCUUCAAUAAAUGUUAAAUAACAUGCAAUAAAAGUAAAAUAAAAAGUUAUAAUAAAAAUCAGGACCAGGGGAAAUGUAACGUAGAAGAUUCUACCCUAAGAGGUUACAUUGCAGUUAUGCAUGAGAGCCUGGCCAUAAAUGACUAGUCAGUGUACAGUGUUUUUAAAGUUAUCUUUGGGGAAGUGAAAUUUUUACUGGCUUUGCUGUAAAAGCAGUUCUCACGUGUGGCUUGCUAUGAGGAGACAUUGGGCAUAUAGUAUAUAGUGUUGUUAAGGCUUGACCUUAAACACAGGCAGUUUGGGGUGGCAGUCUCCUAAGACCUGUUUGAAGGUAUGCCAAGGGUAUAACGCCAGCAUGUAAAAUUCACAAAGGCCCCCAAAACAUUGUUGUAUUAGUUAUAGACUUUUUUUUUUUUUAAAGCAACUUACAUGUCUUUCUUUUUUUAAACUUGCAAAGUGAAGCUUAUAGAAACUUCAUUUCUUCUUUCCGUUUUUACUCAUACGUGGGAGUUGGAAGUUUUCUCCAUCGUUACCCAGGGUACCUUUUAUCCACAAGUGCUUUCUUCCUUAUAUCCCAGCCAGCAGGCCACUGCCUGCUCAGUUUCGUUUUAGCUCUCUUUUGCUCAGCUGCUGUUACGUGUCAAGCCCAGUGCCAGGUCCUGGUAUGAGCUCCUCAAGGAGCUCAGUCUGCUCCUCCUUCAGGUAAAUCCUGCCCCCUUCCACCCGCCAGACUAUAAGCUCUGUGGUGGUUAAACACGUGUUCUGUAUAUUGUCACAGUCUCAGUGCAGAGCAGGGGCUCCGGCAUGUGGUCUGGGUGCUCAGUAAGGACUGUUGAGUGAAUGAAUGCAGGAGAUUCUUGCAGUGCUGCACAUGGGUGGGCGUGGAAGUGCUGAUUGUUGCGUGUCAUAUAUAAAGUCUCUUUCAUGCGACACAGGAAGGUUCAUGAAGCUUCUGCUAGGUCCACUGCUCUUUGUGGGGUCCUCUACUCUUUCUGGAAGGUCCAUUGCUGUUGGUGGCCCUGACUUUGGCAGAGAUACUGGCUUGUUGUUCACCUGCUAUUUCCUUUUCUUCAUGGACACACACUGGACUCCACUUCCUAGCCUUCCUUGCAGUUAGGUAUGAGCAUAUGACUGAUUCUGCCCAGUGGAAUGUAAGCAGGAAUGACGUGUCACUUCUAAACCCAGCCCAUAAAAUUUUCCAUGUGCCAUCCUCUCUUCCGUCCUUUGCUGGAUAUCGGUGCCCAGGGUAACCAUGUGAGGAAGAAGACAGAGUCUCUGCAGCCUGGGUCCCUGAAUGACUAUGUGAAGCAGAGCUGCUACUCUUCCUGUGCCUUGACCAUUGGACUUUAUAUGGGCAAGAAAAGAAAACAUCUAAUGGGUGAAACCACUAAGAUUCUGAGGUUUCUCUCUUACAACAGGAGCAUUACCUUAACCAAUACUGCCUCCUUUUAUCGCCUGCCCAGUGGAGGGUUUGUUUUUGCUUUGGUUUGGUUUUUGUUUUCUUGCGUUGUUGUUUGAAGAGUAGUCUCUUACUGGUUUUUACCAGGUUGAUCUUUCAGAAACUUUUUUUAAUCUCAGCAUUUGAGAGGUACACCGAGCUAAUUGAAAUGUAUGCUUUGGUCCAUCAAUGGAAAAGGUCUGUCACAACUGCUUUGGUGUGCCACUGCUAAAGGGAUAUGUGUGUUGUGUUCAGUAAGCACAAGUCAGUGGCAGAGCAAGAAAAACAAAACAAAACAAUACUAGUUCCCCGAUACCGCAUCAGUUCUCACCCCUCCCAUGCCAUUAUGAUGUGAUUUCCCCAAGCCAAGCAGCACUGUACAAAAAGCAGCUGUCUUCUUGGGAAGAAAGGAUUUUUUCUUGUUCAUAUCAAUACAUGCCAUGUAUUGCAAUAGAGCAUUCUUGUGGGCCAAGACUGAACAAUCUUGAAAUUCGUGUUGCAGGAUCAGGUAAGAAUGUUGAAUAUUAUAAGGUAAAGAGUUAUUUGGGGCAUAUAAAAAACUUGAUAUUAUGUGUGAUGUGAACUCUUUUAGGAGGGAGGGGAAGAAGGUAGUAAGAAUGUACAUUUUUAAAAAAUUGAUAGAUUAUUGGGCAUGUUUGAUAUUAUCAAGAAAACCUCUCAAAUUAGGUGAUUACAUUUAUUAUAGAAUACUUUUAACAGUGGUUAUGAGGAUGUAUAGUAUAGUACUUAAGCACUGAAGUUCCGAGCUUAGACACCUUGGGUUCAUAUCCUGUUCCACUACCCUAUUGUCUGUGUCACUUUGAACAAGGCACUUUAAUCUCUCUGUGCCUUUUUGGAAAAUGAAGAAAAAAAUGGUACCUAUUACUAGGAAGAAUAAAGGAGAUAAUCUUUGUAAAAUACGUAGCACAGCUCCUGGUAGAGUAAGCUGCUAUAAUAACGUUAUUAAUGAGAGAAAUUAAAUGUUAAUCAUAAUUAUUUCUAAUGGUUCUAGGUUAUUCAAAUGUAGUGUAUUCACAAACAGUUAAGGUCUUGGCAGUAGGUGGUAUGAAAAUAUCUCUGAGUUUCUGUUAGCCUUGAAGGUAAUCCCAAGGGACCACAGUAAAGGUAAGAAAGGACUGAGAAGCUAAGUUUCCACGACCUAUGCGGUCUUCGAGCGUUAUUUGUUGUCAGUUAACAUAUGGUGUUGAAUUGCCACUCAAACAUAUUUAUUAAGCACCUGUUAUGUGAGUUGGUGUUGAAUUGCCACUCAAAAUUAUCAGUAGUUUUGUAACAAGUAGCCAAGGAAGAGUUAAUAACAUUGCAAGGAGAGUCAAUUCAUGUGCCUUUGUUACUACUGUCAGUCACGGAGGUAACAUCCUUUUAUUCUUACUGUUUGAUCCACCAACUUAGUUACCUCAUACUAAAAGGUUUAAAAAGGUAUAGCUCUAGGGUAAAUACAUUUACCAGUGACACAAUACAUUUGCUUAUUUAUUUCAUCAUGUAGAGAAUAAUCAUCUACUCCUUUUUCACAGUUCUCUAAUAA